Molecule: messenger RNA, 1095 nt
Organism: Lactuca sativa (garden lettuce)
Lineage: Eukaryota; Viridiplantae; Streptophyta; Magnoliopsida; Asterales; Asteraceae
Source: RefSeq, a predicted model, not a curated record
AUGGAUCCAACAGAAAUUACAAUGAUUAAUGAUCUAGGGCGUGUAUAUGUGAAUAACACAUAUUUAGCAACAAAGCUAUUCAUUGAUGAGCAAGUUGAAGAAAUUAUUGAUUUCAAAAAAAAGUUUAAAGAAAAAGAAAGUGGAUCGGCUUCUUCAUGUUCUCAUGCUACAACGUCUUCUAUCAUGUAUACUGUACAUGAUGACUUUCUGAAAAAUACUAAAUUCUACCAGAUUUCCAUGAUCCACGAAUUAGAUGAGGGGAGUUAUGCCAUCAUUCUUGGAACAAUUAAUAUGUUUACAGAUAAUCAAGAAUGGUACUACCCGGCUUGCAAGAACUGUAAGAGAAAGGUUCAUAAAAUGCCCAUUGAACAGGCAAAUCAUAUGGAUCAUGUGGCUGAGAAUGAAUCUUGGGUAUGUACACAACAGAAGUGCAAAAUACAAGUCAUAGUUGCUGAACCAAGUUUUAUGCUCAAAAUUCGAGUACAAGGCUUGGUGGGAGUAGUGACACUUACUCUGUUUGAUCGGGAUGUUAGAAGUAUUCUAAACAUUUCAGCAUCAGAUUUGAUAGAAAAGUAUGAAAAGAUGGGUGACACUGUUGCUUUUCCUGUUGAGAUCAAUGAACUUAUUGGUAGAAAAAUGGCUUUCAAAAUUAUAGUUAGAGGCUUUACCGCUGGAAGAAAAUACAUUCGUAGUUACAACAUAUCAAAGAUAAGUGAUGAUGUUGACAUAAUUUCUGCACUCGAGAAGCUUGAAAAAGCAAACCACAUUGAGCAGGACACUGAAACUGAGUCUGUUAAUGUCGUGGUUUCAGAUUCCAACUCUCAGGAUACAAUUGGUUUUAAGGGUUCUGCUUCCUUCGUUGCUGAUAAUACUCCUAUCUCUACUUUUCCAAAUACCAUUUCAAUGACUCCAUCAACCAACCAUGACACCACUAGCCUGCUCUCACCAACUACCAAUGUGAAACGUAAACUUGUAGAUGUUUACGAUCUUGAAGAUACUGUUUGUGAGUCAUCAACAAAACCUUCAAAAAAAUCCAUUGGAAUCAAGGAAACUGUUGUGUCCACCCAACUAUUGAUUCCUAAAGUCGAGAAGUGA